Molecule: messenger RNA, 6710 nt
Organism: Anarrhichthys ocellatus (wolf-eel)
Lineage: Eukaryota; Metazoa; Chordata; Actinopteri; Perciformes; Anarhichadidae
Product: SNF-related serine/threonine-protein kinase-like
Exons: 8
Coding region: 2336-4762 (808 amino acids)
Biological process (GO): protein phosphorylation; intracellular signal transduction
Cellular component (GO): cytoplasm
Molecular function (GO): protein serine/threonine kinase activity; ATP binding
Source: RefSeq, a predicted model, not a curated record
ACUGGUGUAGCGCACGCAUGCAUGCGGACGGUGUGGGCCCCGCGUAGUAAUAUGUGUCAAGUUAGCUAUAGGCUGUGCUGGAUAUCGGUUCCGGAUGGUGCUUUUCUUUAAUGCGCAUCUUUUGGAGACGCAUGUUAGUUAGAAUGCUGCCCGAGUCUUCACAGCUUCCCUAUGUGCGCUGUUGGCGCAGGCUGGUCUGCGCUGUCAUGUUAUUGUGGAUGCAGCCAGCAGGCAUGUUGACAGUAGAGGGGAGGGGAGGCUGGAAGGGUCCCAAACGGGCAGUAGCGCCUAUACAGGGAUAAGUGAUACUGUGUAGGAUGGUCGGCACAGUUUGAACACAACAAUGCUUUAAUACUCCACAAUAGUGAAAUAUAUAUAUAUAUUUAUCAUGCAUAUGAUUUUACUAUUGUAAAGUGUUCCUGUGGUUCUGUGUACAGAGAGUUUAAAGACUUCUCAAUCUUGUCUUUAUUAUAGUCCUACAAUAACCACAUGCAGACAAGAUAAUGUUUCAGUACUGAAUAAAUAUAGUUAUCUUAUCGUGUUCUUUGUUGGCUGUGCCACAAUAAACAGAUACAUCACUAUAUAGUUCCUGUAUUAUGUCUAUAGGGACUUACUGAGUCUGUAUAGCACCUCGUGUUAGACCAUAACUCCUGUGGUGUCACUAUGAUAUUCCUCUGGAGAUGUAUUUUCUGUCAUAUUUGUAUUGUAUUCUAGUAGCAAUGGUUCCCAAACUGGGCAUUGGGAUUCCUGCAAGGGGUUGCAAGUAUAUCCUGGUGGGGCCAUGAGAGUAUUAGGAUAAGACAGCAGAAAAAAAACAUAUUACUACAAUUUAAAAUGAUCUAAUCUUUACUUUUAAAUGUUGUAAUCUCAAGUUUAUGGAAUAAAAUCAGUAAGUCUUUGGUUGAACUGGUAACUAUUGAUAUUUACUGAUAAGUUACGGUUGGGAACCACCACCAUAUUAUCGUAUUUUUCUUGUAAACUAACUUAUCUUCAACACAUUGAUAUCUUCAGCAAGUGUACCAGUAACCUGACUAAACUUGAUAACCCCCAGCUCAUAUCUUAGAGUCUCACAGGUUAUGAGAGCAGCUCUCAUAACGCCGGUCCUUGACCUCGUACGUGAGUGCACAAAUGCACAUCAAAAUCAAUACGCCUCGGCCUCCAGCACCUUCAACAGUUGCACAACGGACCCUCUUUAAAGCGUGCGCGACCGUUACGCUGCUGUACUGUACAUCGACAUGUCCGAAAGACCAGAGGGAUGUCUGUUUUUCACAGAGUGCAUUUUCCCAACUUGUAAUUUUGAUUACAAUACGAUCAAGUGAUUUUACACGCGCACACACACACACUGUUGAGAUAAAUAAGAGGUCUAGAUUUAGACUUGCAGAUCCCGGCAAACACACCAGCUGCCCACCACACUGCAGCCCACGUUGAUCUCACCUAUCUCACACAUGAACGCAGGCACAAGUGUGUUUUGUGUGUUUUGUGUGUUUUGUGUGUGUGUGUGUGUGUGAGAGUGAGAGUCUCCUUUCACGGCUUCAGUUCCUGAAACAUCAACACCUACGUGUUGUAAGUGUCAGGCGAAGAGUUCAGCAGAGUUGAGUUUGCUUUUGUGUGUGUGUGAGAGAGAGAGAGACAGAUUCAGAUGUCAUCUUCCUAUUAUAAGAAAAAUGACUCACUCUUUUCUCACAAGUACAAUCCUUCAACUGAGGAUCACAUAAAAACCCCAAAAGAGCUUUUUAGGCUUUCAGAGUUUCACUUGAGCAACCACAGACUGCCGUCGGGUUAAGAGACGUUUUCAUUUUGUCCAUCUUACUGUAUCUCGUCGUGUUGAUAGGCGUGUUCCCUAUCAACAGUUUAUUUGGUUUCCAGUUGUGUCUGUGAACCCAGGUGAGUGGGGCACACCUACAGGCGAGGAUAACCUCGCAGGAAUGUUCUUUUGUGUGGACACCGUGUGUCUUUUGCCGUCGUCUGUGCUCUUGGCACGCAGGUAGACUCCUGGAAGAGGAAUGCCAGGCGUCCCCCCGGAGGCGUCGUUUCAUAAUCAGGCCUGUGAAGCAACACGACGACGGUGGCUUCCGGUGAACAAAGCGGACGGUCGGACAUGUGUGCACAGCUUGAAUCAGGAGAAGAUGGGAUUGAAUUGAACACCGGCAGCGCAGGACGACAACGCUCUGUGAAUAUUUGCAGUUACCGUCCAGCAGUGGCGUCAAAACCCUGAAUCUACCUCGAGAGACCCGCAGCUGGUCUAGAAUCAACCGAACCUCACCUAACUACCCAGGAGGAGAUGGAGAACUGACCAGAGACCAGCAGGCAGCUCCUCCCCUUUCCACCUGCAGCCAUGGCGGGGCUAAAACGCCAUCGUGAUGGCAAGAUCGCCGGGCUGUAUGACCUGGACAAGACGCUGGGACGCGGACACUUUGCUGUGGUUAAACUGGCCCGACACGUAUUCACUGGGGAAAAGGUGGCAGUGAAGGUGAUAGAUAAGACCAAGCUGGACCCGGUGGCGCGGGCGCACCUUUUCCAGGAGGUGCGAUGCAUGAAGAUGGUGCAGCACCCCAACGUGGUGCGCCUCUACGAGGUCAUCGACACGGCCACCAAGCUCUACCUCAUCCUGGAGCUGGGAGACGGAGGAGACAUGUACGACUGCAUCAUGAAGCACGACGGAGGCCUCACUGAGGAGGUGGCCAAGUGUUACUUCGCCCAAAUCGUCCACGCCAUCUCCUACUGUCACCGGCUGCACGUGGUGCACAGGGACCUGAAGCCGGAGAACGUGGUGUUCUUCGAGAAGCAGGGCGUCGUCAAGCUCACCGACUUCGGCUUCAGCAACCGCUUUCAGCCCGGGAAAACACUCAACACCUCCUGCGGCUCGCUGGCCUACUCUGCUCCUGAAAUACUGCUGGGGGACGAGUAUGACGCUCCUGCUGUAGAUAUCUGGAGUCUGGGAGUGAUCCUCUUCAUGCUGGUCUGCGGCCAGCCCCCCUUCCAGGAGGCCAACGACAGCGAGACGCUCACGAUGAUCAUGGACUGUAAAUACACAGUGCCGGAACACAUCUCCCAUGCAUGCAGAGACCUCAUAGCCCGGAUGCUGCAGAGGGACCCCAAGAAACGAGCGACCCUCGAGGAGAUCGGGGCCCACGAAUGGCUUCAAGGCGUCGACCCCUCCCCGGCCACCAAGCUGUCCACCCCUCUGGUGUCCCAUCGCAGCCUGUCGGAGGAGGAGCACGGCUCCAUCAUCCAGCGCAUGGUGCUUGGGGGCAUCGAAGAUCGAGAUACCAUAACUGAGGCUCUGGAGUCGAAUCAGUACAACCACAUCACGGCUACAUACUUCCUGCUGGCUGAGAGGAUGCUGAGGGAGAAGCAAGAGAAGGAGCAGCACAGCCAGACACGAUCACCCAGCCCCAGCAAGGCCCAGUUCAGGCAGUCCUGGCCCACCAGAGUGGACGUUCACCAGGAUGUCAGUGACGGCUUGGGGGGUCCAACUAUCUCCCACCCCGGGGGGCCGCAGUCACCUGCCCGCAGUGCUGAGAGCCUCCACAAAGGCCCCAGGCCCAAAACGGCUCUGCUGGACCUCAGCCAGCGGCAGGAGAGUCACACACAGCCGCCUGCUCGACAGAACCAGGAGAGGGGGCUCCGGCCUCUGGUAAAGCCCCACUCCAACCCCCUCAGGCUGGGCUCUCUGACCUCAGUGGGCCCUUGCAAACCUCGUAGUCCCAGUCUUUUCAGCGUGGAGGAGGAUGAGGAAGAAGAAGGGGAAGAUAAUUGUUUAUCGCCCUCAGCGCUUCCUGCUCAGGUGGUGCUUCGCUGCAAAGCCUCUUCCUCCUCAUCCAUGUCUUCUUCUGCUAAUCGGCUAACGUCCCGUAUGAGCGCUCCAGUUCUCAACCAGAUCCACGAGGAGGACAAAGAGGAGGAGGAAGAGGAGGAGAGGAGGGAGCUGCAUGGAUUCGGCCCGCCCAAAGCCAGCCUCAGCCUCGAUCUGAACUCUAGGAUACCAUCACUGCCCACGCUCAUAUUAUCUCCCAAAACAGCUGGUGUAACAGCACCGGUUGCCGCUUUCACUCCCAGCUCGGAGACUAGUGACGACGAGACGGAGAGCCACCAUAAACCAGAUACGGUGACUGCAGGCGGACAGGGGGACGAGAGAGGAGGGAGCAAAGAGGAGAGAGAGAAAAGGGGAUCAGGGCAGGGAAGUCCCUCCAACUGCGCCAGCCCUGGAUCAGGUUCGGGCCAAGGCAAGGGUACCCCCAAAGCUGCCAGCGGCCUGGUGGAAAGCUUAAAGCUGAUGAGCUUGUGCCUGAGCUCUCAGUUCCACACCCUGACAGGGGGAGGAGGAGGAGGAGGAGGUGUAGGAGGUGGCGGCGGCGGCGGCGGCGGUGGCGGCGGUGGCGGCGGUGGCGGCGGCGGCGGCAGCGGGGCCGUUGUUGGCGUGGACGCCCAGGACCGUCCCAUGUGGAGGAUGUGCAUGGGCGGCUCCACCGGUAGCCUGGAUAAGGUCUCGCUCCUCGGUGGCCCCUCACCCAGGGGGAACCUGUACCACCACCAGCCCCCGCUGGGAGGCGCGCUGGCAGACCCGCUGCUGGAGGGCUCCUGCAUGGGCACGCUGAGGCUGGGAGAGCUGGACCUGGCCAGGGAGAACCACAGGAACAUGAAGAACCGCGUGCUGCAGAUGCCCAUGAGUGACAAGACUCUGUCCGUCAACAUCCACCGGAACACCAAGGAGGGUCUGCUCUGUACUCCCACCCCACACAGCUGCUGCCAGGUCAUCUAGACCGCCGACAGACGCUCCAUCAGCUGCUGCACCUCCACGCUCGUCUGUACAUCCCCUUAUCAUCUCGCUUUUCUUGACUUAUUCAAUGCUGUUUCCUAUUAUUUAACACUUACGGCGGAGGAUAACAGUGAGGGAGUCCAAAAUGCCUACUUUGCACAUUUAGAGAUGCUAAAAAGUCUCCGUGGAGGACACUGGUUGCCAUGCCAAGUAUGUGAAGCACUUUCAGCAGAUUAAACAGGAACACUAAAGGGACAUUUUAAACCCCCGCGGUGUGUUUAAAGAAGAGACAUUAAGUAUGGGAACAGACACGGGAGGUGCUCACAUCCCUGCUCCUCACACACUUGUAUAUACUGUAUGUACACAUUUUGUGCACAUCCACACACACACACCUGCAUCACUCUCUGAUAAGCUGGUAAAAAAGGGAUACCUGAUGAGUUUUAGUGUCAUGUUACAUAUUGUAUUUUUGUCGUACUUGAUGCUGUUUUUUUAACCAUUAUUUUUAAAGAAUUCUUUCUUUGAGACAAUCCUUUUUAAAUGCGUUUUUUUUUAUUCUGACUGAAAGGGUUACGUUAUGUCUGUUUUUUCAUUCAGCUGAGGACAAAGAACAGGGUGAAAAUGGACUUGGCGGCAUUAAAGUGUGAUGGUGGCAUCACAGUAUUUUGUAGUCUUAUCACUGUUUUAUUUUUCUAUCUCAAACGUGCUCCGCAGAAAGAAAAAGGCACACUCACUUGUCAAGUCUCUGCGCAGUUACAUAGCAGAGUCUGUACAUAUGUGAAUAACCUUCCAAGCAGUACUCUGUGCUUGUAGUAUUGACGGUAAAGUUGUAUCGCAGUAGUAAACCUGAAUACUAGAACCUUACACACCAUUAUUCUCCACUCCUGCUGGAUGUCCAAGGUUUUGGUUGAACCCAGAGGUAGAAGUGUGUUUGGUGGCAGGAGAAGAACACCGACGUGAAACCAAACUGAAUUAUGACACAAGCAAUGGCAGCUCUUUACAUUCAAAGGGAAUGACUUCUGGGUGGAACCGAAACCGUGUGCUUUCCAGGAUCACGGUAGCCACAGUUGUAGCAUAUUCCAAGACAAAAACAACAAAAGGGGUUUUCAGUAGAACAUAACAACACCACCCCUUCGAGUAUCGGUCUGUGUAACUGGAUGUGUGACCCACCCCUAGCGGAAUAUAUAACUUGAUCGGUGCAUGUGUUUUUUGCUGUAGCAACAUUAUUCUUGCCCACUGAGGUCAAUCCACCUGCUGUAUCUACCUAAGUAACAGAUUCAAACGGUCACUUUACCGUAGCCUCACAACGAAACCAGCGACUGCAAAAUGUACAACAAAAAUGGAUGUGCCAUAAAAUCUGUCUUGAGCAUAUUGUACUGUAUGUACUGUAUAUGAUAGAGAUAUAUUAAAAGGAAAUGAUGUGAAUAAAGAGUCGGUUUCUUGACUUUUUGUUGAGUGAGAGUUGAUUUGUUUUUUUUUAACCAAUCCACCUUUUAUAGAUCUGAAAGGAAAGGAAACAUCUGUUGUGCAGCCAUACAAGCAGCAUUACAUUAACACUAUUGUCUGAUCAGGAGUCUCUUUUAUACAACACUGCACAGGAUCCACACUAAAUGUUCACAUACGAACAAAUUUUAAAAACCUUGCAAACACCUGCCGGUGUUCAAUUUCCUUUUAUUAAUCCCAAAUUAACUUGGAAUUGUCCAGCUGUGAAUGAGCCUCAUAUCCCGCCCUCUACACACCCACAUUCAACCACGAAUGGUCAAAGCAAAGCACCUCAUGAAUGCAGAGAAAGGAGCCGGCUGAAGAGCGGUUCUUUACGGUGAAUCACAACAACUACGGAGAGGAAGACACAGAGGAGGAUUUUCUUUCUGACAGAGAAGUUAAAGUGUUUGAGGGUGAGGUGGUUCCCUCCUAAAAGGGUUAUGCAGGGAUGAAGUAUUUUUGUAGGAUAACC